UUGAGACUCACAACGGAAGUAGGCCAUUGAAGAUACUUGCAAUAUCUAGUUUAAGCAUGUAAAAACAAGUGUUUUAGUGGAAAGUAAAUAGCGCCCUGAAGAACUCCUAAAUCCAACGAAUUGAAAGGAGCAGACCAUACUGAUCAGAGGAGAUACAAACAAACAUUUUCUCUUUUUCCCAGCGGACGCGGAAAGUUCGAUUCAUGUAUGGAAAGCACUAGAGAGAAUGCUACCUUUCAAUUGGAAAAUCGAGGAAAUUUCGACGAUAACGAGUGUUCCAUUUGUUUGGAAAGUGUUCCUGCCCACCAAACCAGCACCCAUCAAAAAUGCGCCUCUGUGUACUGUGAUUCGUGCUUGGGAGCCUACAUACGUUUACAAAUAACACAAGGAAAAUGGAAACUUGAAUGCGCAAACUGUAGUUCAUUGUUAUCACGAGAUAUUAUCCAUCGAUUCCUACAGGAGUAUCCUUUGCUUGAAGAGCACUUCACUCGGCUCGUUGCAGACGCGAGCAAAGACCCGCAUGUCAAAACCUGUCCGAACUGCUGUGCGAGACAUCGCGUGAAGAAAAACAAAACAAAGCGAGUGACAUGCGAACAGUGUCAUUUCGAUUGGUGCUUCUCUUGCCACGCACCAUGGCACAAAGCAAUGAGCUGCAAGGAUUUUAAACGAGGGAGUAAGAUGUUUAAAGAGUGGACAAAGGAGAAGAGCGAGGGGGCAAUGAACGCCCGCCCGUGUCCCAAGUGUAAAGUUUUUAUCCAGAGACUGGAUGGCUGCGAUCAAAUGUCCUGUCCUCGAUGUCUCACCCCGUUUUGUUAUCUCUGCGGUGAGAAAAUCCUGCAUAGUAAAUUACUUGGAAAUCACUGGAGUAUAUACAGCGUUCUGGGAUGCAGGUAUAUUUACAAACCGAAUCACCCGGUGCAAAGAAAAGCUAUCAGGGGACUGUUAUUUAGCGUAGUCAUAACUUCGUUGCCAGUUUUAGCCUUGGCAUUUCUGAUUGUGUCGCCUAUUUAUGGAGGUUAUUUUUUGCACAAGUACAUUCGUAAACAUUGAAAUUGUUUGGCACGCAAACUGACCACGUUUACGACAUGUUAACAAAUAUUUUUCGGUGUAGGUAACAUUUGUGGCAUAUCAAUUGCAUAAAAAGAGACACCAUUUAGCAAUUUUCUCACCCACGAACUCAAAAUUGAAUACACUAGCAUUUCUAGG
Molecule: messenger RNA, 1206 nt
Organism: Orbicella faveolata
Lineage: Eukaryota; Metazoa; Cnidaria; Anthozoa; Scleractinia; Merulinidae
Product: E3 ubiquitin-protein ligase RNF217-like
Biological process (GO): protein ubiquitination
Molecular function (GO): ubiquitin-protein transferase activity; zinc ion binding
Source: RefSeq, a predicted model, not a curated record